AUGGAACCAAAGACUGAAUUGCAAAAAAAUGCGAUCGCAGAAGCGAGGCGGAAAGAAUUGGAGACAUAUCAGCGAGCACUAGAUAUCCAGUGGCUGAACAGUCGCAUGGAUGAUAGUUGUAUAGGCAGACACCUUGCCCGCAUUAAACAAGAGGCUGAAUUGGAAAAAGAUUUUCAAGAGAGAACAGACCACGCAGCUAUUGUCAAUGCAAAAACGGAAAAAGAGAUAGCGUUGGCUACAGAAAUAGCCAAGCAGAGCAGAGAGGAAGCCUGUGAGCUGCUCAGACGCCAUUAUCUACGCGAACAUGACCCAGAGUUAAGAGAGCUCAUAAGGAAGUUGCAAGCUGGAUAUGUUUGUAGGGAUCAGAGGCAACAGAUUCUUCAUAAUGAAUACAGGCGCCUUCAGAAUAAGGUUGAAGAGAAUCACGCAAAUAGAAUUCUCAGCGAUGCACUCUACAGCGACUUGGAAGCAAAGGAGAAAGAAGAUAAAGAGAUGAUGGAAAGAAAGUUACAGUAUUGUAAAGAGUUGCAACAACAGUUAGUGAACAAACAAAGGGAGAAGCAGUGCCAGUUUGAGGAUACGUUAAUAGAGAAGAAGAUGCUAGAAGAUGUAAUGAGAACCAUCGCUGAUGAAGACCAGAGGGAACUACAACAGAAACGCGAACAAACGGAGAAGCUGCGCAAGGAAGUGGAGACCUUCAAACAGGCACGUGAGGCCUGGAAGCAAAAGCAGAAGGAACUCCUCGUGCAAGAAGAGAGGCGUAUUGAACAGCAAGGGAAAGCUGCGUCCGAUAGGAGCCAGGCUAUAGUAGCAGAAAGAGAGAGAAAGCUACAGCUGAAAGAGAAGUUGAAUGAAAAAGUUGUGGCAAAGAUAUUGAUCGAGGAGGAGUCUCGUCGAGAACGAGAAGAAGUUAUAAGAAUGCUUCAGGAGCAAGAAUACUUAGAGAAGGGAAUCCAAGAAGAUAUCGCCGAGAGGGACAAAACUGAGAGUACCAAGAAACAGACCAAAGAGGUUCUCACACAGCAGAUGGAGACUAAGCAGAGGCUGGAAAAGGAGCAAAAGGAGAGGGAGGCUAAUUAUAGAAAACUGAUGGAAUCACAAAUAUCGUCUACCGAACAAAAGGAAAAGGAGGACCAACUGAAACAAAAAGAGAAGAAGCGGCAGUACUGCCUCGAGCUCCAGCAACAGAUAGAAGAGAACGCACGUCGCAGAAUGAAGGAGAACGAACUGGAGGAGAAUCGGGCGAAGCAUGUUUUUGAUUACAAUAAGGAUUGGAGCACAGAGGUAACAGAAGAGCGCAAGAAAAUCGUAGAAGAGCACGCACCUCAUCUUCUGGGCUAUUUGCAGCCCGGAGUCCUAGGGCAGCAGGAUUUGCCAGCAAUCAAAAGCGGAGUCCAAAAAGACCCACGGCUGGCACAACUCGACAUAGAGUCCAUGGCUGUAUCGAAGAAACCGCUCAGGUUCCCCAAAUGCAACCCGCAGUGUAAAGUUUUAAAACACUAUUAA
Parnassius apollo (apollo) is the source of this 1506-nucleotide messenger RNA. NCBI's taxonomy places the organism in Eukaryota, Metazoa, Arthropoda, Insecta, Lepidoptera, Papilionidae. The record is from the annotation of a GenBank genome assembly.